UAGUUCUGCCCGACCACUUCCCUCAGCAUGAAUGCUUGCAGUGUGAGGCUGAGUACUUCCAGCUGAAUGAGCUGUUUUGAGACUGCUGGGGCCACCACGUAUUGCCCAGUAGGGCUCGCUCAAUGAUGAGUGCUGCCAGAGUAACACUGAGGAGAGCUUUCAGUGCAGCGAGCAGACUGGACGCACCCCAAGACUGGAUAAGAGGUCAGGGUUCAUCACCCUUGGCUAACACAGCUCCUUGUUGCUCCUAUACAAACAAGCGGAUGCCAUGUUCCAGCAUUUGGCAAGGAUCAUGGUGUGUGGACGUAUCCCCUGGCCAAAAAGGUGUUCGGUGAGACUCUGAAUGAAAGCAAUGAGCCAGACCGGCCACCCAAGAAGUACACUUCAUACUUCAACCUGAGGUUAACCUACUAAGUGCCAGCCUUUGACAAACUGAGCAAGGCUGGCUUUCACAUGGUGGCUUGCAAUUCCACAGGGACAUCUGCUUUUUUUAACUAUAUGGAGAUGAUUUGGAGUAGCUACACUUCUUUAAGAGAAAUGGUGAGGUUGGGCACUGAUGUUGUGUGUACAGACCACUCCAGUUCUUCGACUCCAACAUUGGCAAACUAUGUCUUCAUGGAUUUCACAUUGUGCACGGGAACAUUGUCAUGCUGAAACAGCUUCUGGCCACUGAGAUCGGUAUUGUUUCAACACAGAUCACCAAAGCAGACAAAGCUGAGCACAUCAAAAGGAAAAGGCACACGGUUUCCCACACUACGCACCUGGAUUUGGGGGCCAGACCUCGUACUGCGGCGCAGGGUUUUCUGGGCUCGAGCACCGGAGCAGAGGAUCCUAGAGUGGUGCGGAUGGCACAUCAGGUGAAGGAAGUGCUACCAGAUGUCCCUCUGAGUGUUAUCACCAGAGAUCUGUACGUUACAUAGAGAAACAUGGCCUGGAUCUAGAGGAAGACUCGUGAGUGUGGACAAACCACUCAAGUUAAUUGAUGGACAGUUAAUUGGAGUUCACACAAUGUUCCUAAAACAAGGAGAAGAAAGCGUUACACUGACUUUACCUGCAUUUUUGUUCAGCAAACAGAUGAAAAGAAGGGUUGGAAAUAAGAGUUUUGGAAUAAGUUGACUUCAAUGGAUUUUUAUUAAUCCUCUUGCAUGGCAAUCAUGCAUGUCUUUUUAAUGAUUUCUCUGCUACAGAAAAAAAGAUUAUUUUGGUAAACAGUUUGUACUACACCCCAGUACCAGUGGAACAUCUCAUAUUAUUUUUAUAACGUUUAGACUUAGAAAGCAGGAGCUUGGCAUUGUGUGGUACCGAACAAAAACCCAGUCUGAGGUUAUGUUGUAAGGAUAUGUGUUGAUUCAGUAUCAGACAUUAAAGAUCAUUUAUAAAUGAAAAAUCUUGUUUUAUUUUGCUGUUUCAUUUAGUUCCCUGAAUAUCUCGAAGGAAUCAAUGUUAAACUGUCAUUAUUAUUUGUUUUGAAUCAUGUGGAGACAAACUGGCAGUUUGAUUUAAAUUAUCUGUGUACAAUUAACUCAUUUGCUUUAAUAGUCUGUCAGUUGCAUCAUUUCCACACCUCUUCUCAAUCCAUGAACUUGUGGUGUUUGUAACAGAAACAAUGCAACACUCAGGGCCUGUUCAGCGUACAUGACCUAGUCUGCCAGGCAGAUCAGUGACUAUUUGCCACCAAUUUCUGAAGAUCUUACAAUGACCACUAACUAAAAUGAACUAAAAUUUUUCAUAUAGCUAAUUCACAAAUCUCAAUAUUUUAUAAUACACAUGCUAACUAGACAGACACUGAGUAAUUGCGGAGCAGACUUUAUAACUAGUCUAUACCCAAGGUUGUACUUUCUGUAGCUAGGGAUCCCUUUAACUGUAGAAAUAAAUUCAGUGGACCCCCUUUUUAUUUCAUGAACAUUAUUUAAAUGUGUACAAUAACAUUUUGUCUAUGUGUUGGAGUC
Messenger RNA from Pangasianodon hypophthalmus (striped catfish), 1949 nucleotides. Its product is annotated as lipid droplet-regulating VLDL assembly factor AUP1. The record is from RefSeq and is a predicted model, not a curated record. The coding region runs from base 648 to 920 and encodes 90 amino acids. The transcript has 5 exons. Lineage: Eukaryota; Metazoa; Chordata; Actinopteri; Siluriformes; Pangasiidae.